CAUGCUUGAAAACAACCGCGUCUUCAUGACAGGGAAAAACCCACAGCUCUGUGAAAUAUUACUUUAAAUGGAGGCUUUAGCUUUUCACUUCAACCUGCGCUCCAUGGUGAGGUGAGCACAGUCCUUUCUGAAAAUGGAUAGGGGGUGGUUCAUAGACCAUGCCAGGAUACUUCCCACUAAAUCUGAACAGCCGAUGCCCAGCAGCAGCAGUGUCUCAAGGCCUCGCAUGACUAUUAACUUGACUGAAAUGCUUCAAGCUGACAAACCCAAUGCCACAAGGAAGCCUGUUCCAAUUCGUCCGCCAAGCCCCAGAGUCUCCCUGCCAAAAGAACAAGAGUCCCACCGUUUUCUCUCCUACGAACCCACGCCUAAACCCAUCAUCCGACAACGGUCACGCUCCCUGCCUUCUGCCACAGAGAAGAAAAAGAAGCGGUGCAGAAGCGUCGGCGUUAGGUUUGUUGAUUCGUUGGGACUGGACCUGGAAGACGUAAGGGUUUUCGAAUCGGGCGAGGAUCCAUUUGUGCCGCAUCAUGUCAGCUUUAGAUUACUGAUGGGUGCCGAAAUGGCAGAUGGAAAGCACUUGGAGAUUUCAUUGCCGUACCUGAAGCCAGACUUUGCCAAACAACCUGGCGACCAGCCAGGAUUCCUGCACCGCCUUCAAGAGCAGAAAGUCUGUCUUGAGAGAGUCUUGUGUUUUGAACUUGGGAUUGUUGGAAUCACACAUGUCAUCAACUUACACUUUGAGAAGGAUGUCACAGUUCGGUAUUCAUUCACAGAGUGGAAAAGUUCAGCUGAAGCUAAGGCCACUUGGGUGUCCAGCAUCACCAAGACCUGGGAAGGAGGAGCGGGGGAAUUCAGCUGCGACACGUUUCGUUUCCAUCUGCCAGUCCCUCCAUUCUUGUGUCCUGGAGCAUUUUUAGAGUUUGCCAUUCAAUACAAAGUUAAUGGAGCUGAAUACUGGGACAACAAUGAUGGGAAAAAUUAUAAAUUACUCUGCCAAAAUUACAAACUCACUGUGCCUAAAGAAUGUGAAGAUAGCAUGCUGCAUUUCAUUUAGGAUGCACACUAAAUGUCAAAUAAAUUUAUUUUGAGCACUUUAUGACUGUUAGUAGAAUUAAAAAUAACUGCAAAGCAGCUUCUUAAUUUUGUUAGCAGCAACAUUAAGUUGGAUUGGAGUUAAACUCUUGCAAACUCGUAACCAGAGUAAAAAGAACGAGCACAAAUAAGUUUAAAAAAUUGCACUGGAUAAUGAAAGUUUCUAAAAUAAAACAGAAAAAGCAAAACACUUCAUGAUGGCAGCAACAGAUAAUUGUUCUGUGAAACGGAAAUGAACAGACUUCAGUUUACUGUUGACUCGCAACAGGAUAUCCAACAAAGCAAAUUAUUUAAUACGAUGCAGAAAUUUGGUUUGAUGUGCCAAAUUAUUUCUGUUUCUAUAAUUUAUUUUUGAUAUAGAUAUUUUCAAACAGAGCACUGCAUAAUAAAUAAUUUUUUCCCACAAAUUAGAAAUGGUUGUUUAUGUAUAAUAACAAACUUUGACGAGCCAUUUUCAUGCCAUCAUUUGUAUUUUUAAGAAAUAAAAAUAAAGUCACAUUUUAUGAUCA
Molecule: messenger RNA, 1604 nt
Organism: Austrofundulus limnaeus
Lineage: Eukaryota; Metazoa; Chordata; Actinopteri; Cyprinodontiformes; Rivulidae
Gene: ppp1r3da
Product: protein phosphatase 1, regulatory subunit 3Da
Exons: 2
Coding region: 134-1057 (307 amino acids)
Biological process (GO): regulation of glycogen biosynthetic process
Cellular component (GO): protein phosphatase type 1 complex
Molecular function (GO): protein phosphatase 1 binding; glycogen binding
Source: RefSeq, a predicted model, not a curated record